Molecule: messenger RNA, 1179 nt
Organism: Tupaia belangeri chinensis (Chinese tree shrew)
Lineage: Eukaryota; Metazoa; Chordata; Mammalia; Scandentia; Tupaiidae
Product: signal-regulatory protein beta-1-like
Source: RefSeq, a predicted model, not a curated record
GCUCUCUCAGCACAGACUCCUGGCACAAACAGGCUCCUUAGGUCUUCAGGAUGCCUGUCCCUGCCUCUGGACCCCACCUUGCUCCUUCUUUCCUGUUGCUGAUGCUACUGCUGGGACUCUCAGGACCCAUAAGGAUGAUGAAUAGCUGCUUCGUGUUCCCUCCAGGAGCGGCAGGUCAGGAGCUGCAGGUGAUUCAGCCUGACACGGCAGUGUCCGUUGCACUGGGGAGAGCCGGGGAGUCGGCCACUCUGCGCUGCACUGUGACCUCUCUGCUUCCCCUCGGGCCCAUUCAGUGGUUCAAGGGGGAAAGGACAGACCGGCAGUUGAUCUAUAAAUUACGAGGAGGCCCCUUCCCCCGAGUAACACCCGUGGCAGACAUCACAAAAAGAAACAACACGGACUUUUCCAUCCGCAUUAGUGACAUCACCCCCGCAGACGCCGGCACAUACUACUGUGUGAAGUACAGGAGAGAGACUUCAGGGGACAUGGAGUUUAAGUCUGGACGAGGCACGGAGCUGUCUGUGCAUGCCAAGCCCUCUGUCCCCGUGGUAUUGGGCCCUGCGGCGAGGGCCACGCCUGCGCACACGGUGAUCUUCACCUGCGAGUCCCAUGGCUUCUCCCCCCGCGACAUCUCCCUGCGAUGGUACAAAAAUGGGAAUGAGCUCUCAGACGUCCAGACCACUGUGGACCCCGCAGGAAAAAGCGUCUCCUACAAUGUCUCCAGCACGGCCAGUGUGGUGCUGGCCCCCAGGGACGUGUGCUCUCAGAUCAUCUGCGAGGUGGCCCAUGUCACCCUUCAGGGAGGCUCUCUUCUCCGUGGGACUGCAAACUUGUCUGAGACCAUCCGAGUUCCUCCCACCAUGGAGGUCACCCAGCACCCCAUGAUGGCGGCAGGGAACCAGGUGAAUGUUACCUGCCAUGUGGAGAAGUUCUACCCCCAGAGCCUACAGCUGACCUGGCUGGAGAAUGGAAAGGUGUCCAGAACAGAAACAGCCUCGACCCUCACAGAGAACAAGGAUGGGACCUAUAACCUGACCAGCUGGCUCCUGGUGAACUCGUCUGCCCACAGGGAGGGCGUGGUGCUCACCUGCCAGGUGGAGCAUGACGAGCAGCCUGCGGUCAGCAGAAGCCAUACGCUCAAGGUCUCUGCCCACCAGAAGGGCACACACACCUCCCCAG